This is a messenger RNA of Setaria italica (foxtail millet), 1747 nucleotides long. Its product is annotated as UDP-glycosyltransferase 88A1. The transcript has a single exon. The record is from RefSeq and is a predicted model, not a curated record. Lineage: Eukaryota; Viridiplantae; Streptophyta; Magnoliopsida; Poales; Poaceae. Gene Ontology annotation, molecular function: UDP-glycosyltransferase activity. Bases 93 to 1544 code for a protein of 483 amino acids.
CAGCCGUUUCAACAGCAACUCUAGAGCCACAGCUACUGUAUUUUCUUUUCUUAUCUUCCUCAUUACCCCCAAGUUGACCAGCCACCGCUCACAUGGACAACGGACCCGCGAAGCAGACCGUUGUUCUGUACCCCGGCGGCGGCGUCGGGCACGUCGGACCCAUGACGGAGCUCGCCAAGGUCUUCCUCGACCACGGCCACGAUGUCACCAUGGUGCUCAUCGAGCCGCCGAUCAAGUCGACCGACUCCGGCGCCGGCUUCAUCGAGCGCGUCGCCGCCUCCAACCCGUCCAUCACCUUCCACGUGCUCCCGUCGAUCCCACCCCCUGACUUCGCUAGCUCCCCCAAGCACCCUUUCCUCCUCAUGCUGGAGCUGAUGCGCCUGUACAACGAGAAGCUCGAGAGCUUCCUCCGCUCCAUCCCCCGGGAGCGCUUGCACUCCCUUGUCAUCGACAUGUUCUGCACCCAAGCCAUCGACGUGGCCACCAAGCUGGGCGUCCCCGUCUACACGUUCUUCGCAUCGGGCGCCGGGGUUCUCGCCGUCCUAACCCAGUUGCCGGCGCUGCUUGCCGGCAGGCAAUCGGGCUUGAAGGAGCUUGGAGAUACGCCCCUCGAGUUCCUUGGCGUUCCGCCGAUGCCGGCGUCCCAUCUGAUCAGGGAACUGCUCGAGGACCCGGAGGACGAGCUUUGCAAGACCAUGGUGAACAUCUGGAAGCGCAACACGGACACCCAGGGCGUUCUGGUCAACACGUUCUACUCGUUGGAGAGCCGAGCCCUGCAGGCGUUCAGGGAUCCCCUGUGCGUCCCCGGCGAGGUGCUGCCUCCGGUCUACUCCGUCGGGCCGUUGGUUGGCAAGGGCGGGGCGGACAAGGAGGAGGCCGAGAGGCACGAGUGCGUCGCAUGGCUUGACGCACAGCCGGAGCGCAGCGUCGUGUUCCUCUGCUGGGGGAGCAAAGGCUCGCUGUCGGAGGAACAGAUCAAGGAGAUCGCUGCUGGCCUGGAGAAGUCCGGGCAACGUUUCCUGUGGGUCGUGCGCACGCCGGCCGGCACCGACGACCCCAAAAGAUACCUGGAGAAACGCCCCGAGCCAGACCUCGACGCGCUCCUGCCAGAGGGGUUCUUGGAGCGGACCAAGGGCCGUGGCUUCGUCGUCAAGUCGUGGGCACCGCAGGUGGACGUCCUCAUGCACCCAGCUACCGGCGCUUUCGUGACCCACUGCGGGUGGAACUCGACGCUGGAGGCCAUCGUAGCGGGCGUGCCUAUGCUGUGCUGGCCGCUGGGCGCGGAGCAGAAGAUGAACAAGGUGCUCAUGGUCGACGAGAGCAUGAGCAUCGGGGUGGAGCUGGAGGGGUACAAUACAGGCUUCGUCAAGGCAGAGGAGAUUGAGGCGAAGGUGAAGCUGGUGUUGGAGUCUGGGGAGGGGAGGGAGCUUAGGGAACGAGCGGCGGAGCUGAAGAAAGAAGCGGAGGCGGCGAUGGAGGACGGUGGCUCGUCGCGGAUGGCGUUUCUCCAGUUCUUGUCGGAUGUUAAGAACCUUAGGGGGUAAUUAAGCUUGACGAAUUUGCAACCACUCCUUGGGUGUUUAUGCUUGUUUCCUUGUACUGUCCACCUUUUGUCAAUCCUCCUGUUGUCUAGUCAACCAUUUUGUUUCGCUUCACAAAAAGUCAAAAACGAAAAUGUUGCCAGUAUGCCUACUAUUGAGGAUAUCCUGAAAAUCGAUGGCUGCACAGUGCCAUUGGAUAAACAGAA